Molecule: messenger RNA, 2956 nt
Organism: Procambarus clarkii (red swamp crayfish)
Lineage: Eukaryota; Metazoa; Arthropoda; Malacostraca; Decapoda; Cambaridae
Product: transmembrane anterior posterior transformation protein 1 homolog
Biological process (GO): positive regulation of cilium assembly
Cellular component (GO): endoplasmic reticulum membrane; ciliary basal body
Source: RefSeq, a predicted model, not a curated record
GUUCGUGUUGCACAGAGCCGAGUUUGUAAACAAACGUGUGGUUGACAGGUGUGGGUGCUGAUGGGAGGCUAAGAGUUUUCCUGGCACGGCUGUCCUGGCACAGGCAUCAUGGGUGACAAGGACGAUGUCGUCACCCACACACCUAUCGCAGAAGCCGAAUUAAAUCAUCUACGAGGAUUGUCUUUUAGAGACUAUAUCAAGUCAGAACUGCGUCGGGGUUACUUGCUUGAAAAUGAUGAAGAGAGAUACACUGCUCGCAGAGAGAAAGUUUACACUUUCUUUAAGAUUCCUCGGGAGAUUGAGAAGUUUGUUGCCUAUGGGUUCUUCCAGUGUGCUGACUCCUUCUUUUUUGUCUUCACCUUUUUACCAAUAAGAUUUGCCCUCGCCAUAUGGUCCCUCUUGACACGUCCUAUCAGAAAGUUAUUAGGAUUAUACUUCAGCAAAAACAGAAGAAUUCUUAAACCUGCAGAAAUUGUAGACUUGUUGAAAGGAGUAAUGGUAUUAGUAUGUUGCUAUUUGAUGGGCUACAUCGACACUUCUGUCUGCUACCACAUUAUCAAAACACAGUCAACAAUAAAGUUAUACUUGUUCUUCAAUAUGCUGGAGAUUGCAGACAGGCUUAUGUCAGCAUUUGGGCAAGACACACUGGAUGCUCUCUUUUGGACAGCAACAGAACCAAGAGGAAGGAAGAGGGAACAUUUUGGUGUUCUGUUUCAUCUACUGGUUGCAAUUGCAUAUGUUGCUCUGCACUCAACAAUUGUUCUCCUACAAGCCCUCACACUUAAUGUUGCCAUCAACUCUGACAAUAAAGGAUUGUUAACUAUUGUUAUCUCUAACAAUUUUGUCGAGUUGAAGGGAGCAGUAUUCAAGAAAUUUGACCGCAAUAACCUACUUCAGAUAUCAUGCAGUGACGUUCGUGAAAGAUUUCACAACUGUGUUCUUUUGUUAGUUGUGGUGAUACAAACAAUGAAGGAGUAUGCAUGGAAAGAAGAACGCUUCUGGAUUUUGCUUCCAGACUGCCUCUUGGUGUGUGGAACUGAAAUUCUUGUUGAUUGGCUCAAGCAUGCCUUUAUCACCAGGUUUAAUGACAUACCUUCCGAUGCGUACAAGGAUUAUACGGUUCUUUUAGCCUCUGACCUCAUUAUGUGUAAACAGAAAUAUGCUUACUCUGACCACAGUGACCUUGUAGCACGACGUAUGGGCUUCAUUCCUCUUCCACUAGGGGUUGUCAUGUACCGCAUACUGAGCCAGUCCAUCCACCUCAGCAAUCCUGCAUCAUACCUAAUACUACUUUUUGGAUUCUUUUGUCUUUUAUCGUUCAGGGUAUUAAAUGGUAUCAUCAUUUUGGGAAAAGCCUGUAGCAUUAUUCAAAUGGCUGAAAAACGCUGUGAUAAAAAUGAAUCUGCAUCUAAUACUGUGGAUAAAAAUAAAUCCAGCAAAGGUCCUUGUGAUGGUACAGUAACUGGAAAGACUAGUUCAAAAGAAGAGCCUUUGAAAGUAGAAGCAGCCACUAGUCCCAUACGGGGAUGGAGUCUGCCACCUCAGCCCUCAUCACCAUGUCAUAAACUGCCUUUCAGAGCUCAAGUUCUGACACCAGAGCUGACAACUUCUGCAUCAGCUUCUAUUGUUUCAACUCCAUCACCAUCUGCCCCGUCAAGGAGUGGCUCCCUAGAUUUCUUUGGAGAGUCUAAAAGAGGACUUAUGGCUAAUAGCAUGGUCAAUCUCUCAAGUGUAGGAAUUAAUGAGGGACCAUUCACUAGUGAUGCAUCAAGACAGUAUCAGCUGCAACACUCUCUGGAAAGUAUUGUAUCAGCUGACAAUUCAGAUGCAGCAGAUAGCUCUUUAGAACAAUUACCCUCAUCUGAGGAACAAACCCCUGAAAUAUUGCCAACAGCAGGCGACUCAAUUGCUGCAGAUAUGACAGAACGUAUUCAAGCUAUUACUCCAAGUUCGACAUCUUCGGAAAGCACUUUUUUUGAAGCUGAAACACCAUCCGAGGUGAAAAAAUGUAAGAGACGACCAUUUUUGUCAUGUGAUUCCCUAAGAUAUAGAGGAUCUUCAGAUGCAGGGGAUCUCCUAUGAUUUCUUGUUAGGUGCAUUUAAUAUGAUUAGUAUACUGUAUAUAAUAUAUAAAGUAAUGUGCAUUAAAUGCAAAAUGUUGGACUGUAUUAAGUUAAAAUAGUUAAUGUGUCUCAUUUUAAUUAUAAAAGGAAGUGAGAAAAGAUAAUUAUUUUCAAGCCAGUCUAUGAAAACCUGUUAAAGUAAACUUGCAAUUUAUUUUGCAGUAUAUAUUUCUUUCAUCAUUGCUGUGAAUGCCAAUACAAAUAUUUACCCAUAAGCAACUAAUCUCAUUGGUAAUAAAAACGAGUUUAUGUGAAAUACUCACUUGAUUAAGAAUCUAACCAGUUUAGUCAGUUUUAGUCAGUCUCAUUUAUUUAGCCAAUAAAUGAGAUUGACAAUGCCCACAUGCACAUACUGGAGAUAAUUAAGUUAAAUUAAUCUCUUGGUAAUUUCUUAGAAAGUGUGUGCUUGUUCUUAUGUAUACAUGCAUGUCUAUCUUGAGGAUAUUAUAUUCUCAGAAUUUAUGGCAUUAUUGUUAACAUAUAUGAAUGAUAAAAUAUAAAUAUACAGUACAUGUUCAUCCUCAUGCAGUAUAUUUGUUUAUAUUUUAUUCUUAUGAAAAGAGGUAAAAGACAAAAAUUAGCAUCAACUUGAAUAUUAGCAAUGGAGUAAAAUUGUGUGCAGAAUUAAGUACAUCACACUUACAGAGAUGAGAGAAGAGCAGUGUAGAUGUGUGAGUGGGUUGGCAUCACUUCUUGAUCUUGGCCAAACAAUAAUGCAAUGCAUAUGAAUAAUCAAAGUAUUGUAAUGUGGUGAAAGUGUCUUUAUAGAUGGAAUAGAAAAGAGUGUCUUAGCUGGUGUUGUAAAUAGAGAAUAAAACAAUGAAAGGGUUAAG